This is a messenger RNA of Spirometra erinaceieuropaei, 879 nucleotides long. The record is from the annotation of a GenBank genome assembly. NCBI's taxonomy places the organism in Eukaryota, Metazoa, Platyhelminthes, Cestoda, Diphyllobothriidea, Diphyllobothriidae.
AUGAUAAUGCUGCCGUCGCUCGAGGACGGCUGGACAUCGGUAGAGUGGUCACCUGUCACGUGGGUGGUCACGGCGGCCGCUAAGGCGACUGUCCCGCGUACAUCAACUGACACUACCAACACCUCCCCCGACUCCAGGGAUGAGGAUCAGGACUACACCUGCCCUCACUGCGACCGUACCUUCAUCUCACACAUCAGCCUGGUCGGUCACUUGCGAAUCCAUCGCACAGAGACUGGCGAACCAGUGCGUGAAGCACCAACCUACACCCACCGCCCUCGCCUCCACUGCCCACACUGCCCUCGCACCUUAAGGCAUCGCAUGGGCCUUUUUGGCCACAUGCGCAUCCACGAUAGCGGCCUUGACCGCACUCCCGACACACCCACCACAUCCAACACAUUCACUGUGCACACCCCCACCCUCGUUCCAUCCGUCCGCGCCACCACCACCACCACCACCACCACCACCACCACCACCACCACCGCCUCCUCUGUAGCUAACACUGACACCGCCGACUUCUCAUGCCCACACUGUCCACGUACAUUCACUCACGCAUCGGCCUGGUCGGUCACUUGCGAAUCUAUCGCACAGAGACUGGCGAACCAGUGCCUGGAGCACUCGUCUCAACUGCCCACACUGCCCUCGCACUUUCAGGCAUCGCAUGGGCCUAUUCGGCCACAUGCGCAUCCACGACGACCUGCGGUGGACAACCGCCGGCCACACCACACAUUCACUCACUCCCUUCCUCCUCCACCACCACCAUCACCCCACCAGAAAUCAACACUCACACACCUCAUGCACCCAACUGCCACCUCCCACGCAAGUGGGAAGUCCGCAUCUCGACUCGGUCCCCAUGCGGCUUCGGCUGCACGGGUGACUUGA